GACCCUUGACUGUUGACCUUCGGGUGCACUUGACUUCCUUGCCUCUGCCAGUGUGCCUCCAGCACUCCCAAGACAGUUCGCGACAAUUUGCGCGUAAGGUGACGAGUAGCAUGCAGCAGCGCAGUGCCGGCAGCGAGCAAGCCGGUUCUGGCCCGCGCGGCAGUGGCAUUCGCGAAGGCAGUAGCGGCGGAAGCGUUAGUAGCAUCAGUGGCGGAGGCAGUAGCGGUAGCCGCGUCAGUGGCGAACGUGCUGAUUUCCCGCCUGCUUGUGCCACAGUGCUGUGUGCCGUGUGCACGGCAAUGCUGCUACUGCUGACGGCUACUGCCGCCGGCGUCCUGCACGCCCGGGGCUACCAGCGCCGGCAUUGGUCUUCGCCAUGGGGCCGCAGCGGCGGGACUGCCAGCAGCUCUGUCGGUGGUGGGUCUGCAAACAUUUGGGAAUGGGUGGCGGCGCCGCCGGCGACGGGAGAGGGCGGCACCGGCACGGGCUUCAGGCGGGCGCCGCCACGUGGCGCCGUGGUCACGCAGCAGCAACUGGACCAGCGGCGGCAGCAUGAGGCGACGGCGGUGGCCGCAGGCGAGGAGCAGGAGCAAGGGCAACACCUAGUCCGGCAAUCACCUGGGCGACGGGAGCAGGCACCGCCGCCGAUGCCUGCAUUGCUGCCGGCCUGGGCUGGGGUGCCGCUGGCGGCAUCGCGACAGGACGCAGCGGCGGCUGUUCGCGGCCGGGCGGAGCAGCUCCUGCAGCUGGCCGCCACCUCGCCCGCACACCACGCCGCCGCGGCGGCAGCGCUGACGGCGGCGCUGGCGCUGCUGCCGCCGGCCGCGCCACGCAGUGCUGCGGCGUUGCUUCAGGACCUGCACGCGAGAGACCGCGACUUGCUGCGGAGCACAGCUCGUGACCGCCCCGGCGCCAGCGGCGAUGGCGACAACGGUGGCGGCGGCGUCCAUGGCGCCGGCAGCGGCAACGGCGGCGGCGGCGGUCUGGAGGGCGAGCCUCUGGCGGCGGCGCUGCUGCCUGACGCGUUGCAACUGGUGACGGCGAUGCGGGCGCAGGGCCCCAGUGUGCUGUGCCCACACGACCCCACGCUGCCGGUGGCCAACGAGCCUUGGUGGCGGCGGCCGCCAUUGGGGCCCGCGCUGGAGGCCUUGGGACAGCGGCAGCAGCCACAGCAGUUGAAGCCGCAGCCGCAUCAACCAGAUGGCGGGAUGUACGCGCAAGGAAAUAUCACAGGCGCCGGUGGUGGAAACGAAGCCGGCGUAGCCUUUGGCCCCGCCUCCGCCGCCUCCCGCUGGCCGCGGGUGCUGGUGGCGGCAAACCUGAGGCAGGCGGAGCUGCUACUGCCGUUCUGGUCGCUGGAGUUGCUGCGGGCUGUAGCAAUGAUGUCGCACGGCGCUGCCGCCUCCAGCACCCGCAGCGUGGACGGCGCCGGAAACAGCACCGCCAGCAGCGACGCACCCGCACCCGCACCCACAAUCACAUCCACAUCAUCAACCGCUACCGCCGCGUUCCAGGGCACGUCAGCAGCCAGCCUUGCUCCGCCACAGCAGCCAUUGCAGCCGCCGCAGCCGCCAGUUGCCGUGUCCAUCUAUGAGUCAGGCAGCAGCGACGCCACGCCCGAGUGGCUUAUGGCGCUGGCGGCGCUGCUGGACGUGCUGGGCGUGCCCAACGCGGUGGUGACCCGAGGAGCGCUGCGGCGGGCGCCGCGGCAGCACCGCAUUGAGUUCCUGGCGUCGGUGCGCAACCAGGUCCUGGACCAGGCGCUACUGGACGGCGGGCUCAGGGUCCUGCACCACAACGGCGCCGCCCGGCACAGCAACACCACCAGCAGCAACACCAGCCGCCCCAGUGCCAGCAGCAGCAAUGACAACGCCGCCCGCAACAGCAGCUCUCAGCAGCAGCUCGGUCCCCCCUCAUCUGCCGAUUCCUCCUCCUCCUCACCGACUAACCACUCUGCUGCUGCCGGCCACUCCGCUGCCGGCCGCCAGCCGCCUUCGCCGCGUUAUAGGCACCUGGCGGGCGCCGCCGCCUUCCGACCUGAUCGGCUGCUCUUCCUGAACGACGUAUACGUCUGCGCCCCCCACCUGCUGCGACUGCUGCAGCUCGGACACGGCCUGGGUGCUGAUCUGACCUGUGGCCUGGACUUUGACCGCGUGGGUGACCGCCGCCGCCAACGCAGCCGCAGCAGUCGCAGCAGCAGUAGCCGCAGGGCUGGCUACAGCCGCCGCGUGCUGCUGCGGGAGGAUGGCAGCAACAGGGAGGGAAACGAGGAGGCGGCCUUGGGGGAGGGGAAUGUUGAGGAGCUGAUGGCGGCGGCGGCAACCGGCGGCGUCAAUGAGACGGCGCGGUCGGUGGUUGAGGCGGCAGUGGAGCUGGGGGCGGCAGUGGCGGCGGGGGCGGAGGCGCUGGUGGAUGUGCUGUCGGCGCAGCGCAUGGCGGCGGCGGGGCACCGCUGGGACGGCAAGCGGCCGUACGAGUUCUAUGACAUAUGGGUGGCGCGCGACGUGACCGGCAGGAGGUUUGACAAGCGGCCGCCCAUCGCCCCCCACCACGGCCCCUCCGCGUUGCGUCUGGCCCUGGGGCUGCCCACUGCCGCCUUCUGCUGCUGGAACGGAGCCGCAGUGCUCAACGCCGCGCCCUUCCUGCCGCCGCCGCCACGGCCGCCGCCAACGUCGCCACCGCUGGCAGUAGCUGCUGUAACGGCCGCGGCGGUGGCGGCGGCGGCGGCGGAGGCACAACCUAAAGCCAGCGCCCCAGGCAUGACAGCUGGCGCCGCGGGUGGCAGCACCACAUCCUUCUUGCCUUCCACGAACACCACCAGCGCCGCCACCAACACCACACAAAACACUACCGGCGGCAGCGGCAUUAAUGCACUUGGUGCCGACGAGGCUGCCGCUGCCGCUGCCGCUGCCGCUGCUGACGAGGCGCUCUACCCGCAGCUGCGCUUCCGGCGGUCUCGCAGUGGUGGUGGUGCUGGUGGUGGUGCGGCAGGGGGCGAGUGCGACGCCAGCGAGUGCAGCCUGCUGUGCCACGACCUGCACCGCCUGGGACACAGCCGCGUGGUGGUGGAUCCAGGGGUCAGGCUGUCGUAUGUGCCUUACCACGACACGGGGCUGCACGAGGACUGGUUCCACGGCGCGCCCAUGCUCACCUGGGCGCAGCUGGCGCAGCAGCAGCAGCCGGCAGCCGCCGAUGACGCGGCAGCCGCACCGCCGGUGCGGCCUCGCACGCUGCAGCAGGUGACGCAGCUCAAGCUGGACCUGGGCGGGCUGUGGUGGCAGGCGGCGCGGGCCGGCCUCACCCCGCCCGACAUAGACGCAGCGCUGGCGGCGGGUCCGCGGGCAGCCGUUGGCUGCCCGCCCCUUCCAGCACACAACAGCACCGUCAGUCCCCGCACCACCGGCAACAUGACGGCUGCUGCGGCUGCCGUGACCGCCGCCAUCAGCAGCACCAGCGCGUGGGCGGCGCCGCCUCCGCAGCCGCCGCUGUCGACACUGCGCAGCUGUCUGGAGGGCGAGUGGGCCGCACUGGCACGCCGGGUGGCCACGCCACCGCCCUCGACCUCCUCACCGCCACCGCAGCCGCCAACUCCGCCGGCAAAGGCGCAGCAGCUGCAGCUGCAGCCACUGCAGCAGCCGCUCGCUGUGGCCGUGGCCCUCGCAGAGCUACUCGCAACCUCUGCCGGCAUUACCAGCUCUGCAGGCGGCGGCGGCGGAGCAAGCGGCGGCAGCGCGAAGUCACCGGCACCUUCACAUGCAGCAAACGGCGCGAGCAGCAGCAGUGCGCCGGGGCCCGCGCCGGCCCGGGCGCCCGUGGUGCUGGUGCGGACGCUGGGCCCGGCGGUGGGUGGCGGCUGGUUGCCUCCCAGCCCGCACAUGCAGUACGAGUGUAUCAACCUGGUGCCCUCUGCGGACGUGGCCGACUUCCCCGGCGCGACCCUCCGCGACCUGGCAUGGCCCAACCACACGGCCGCCUACCUGGAGGAGAGGCGGGCGGAGCAGCGGCGGCGGAACGCCAAGGAUGGCAGCGCUGCCACCCACAACUAGCACCGGGUGAUGUAGAGAGGCUCAGAGGCUCAGAGGCACGGACCUUGCUUGCACGUUUCAUGUCUGUGUGAUAAUGUACGGACACAUGGCAUGAACUCGCAUCGUGUAGCGCCUCGAGUGCGGGGACAUGUGGGGAUGGACCGCGCACGCAAUGGCGUAAUGGAAGGUGCUGCGUGAGGGGUGGUGUUUGCUCAUGUGGUUCACUAGCCCGAUACGUUGGUUUCUUGCUACCGUCAGUGAUUACUGCGUUUGUUUAGCAAAUUUCUUCCAUCGGGACAGCUGCCCCGUGUCGAUGCCGUUAGGUCGGUCGCCUCAUUCACCUGAAUACGGUACUGCCGAAAUCCCCCUAGCUACGUGUUCUCCCCCUAUCUCCUGGCUGCCCACGCUUUGUCUCCGGUACGUGCCUGGCAGAAGGCUGCGGCAGGCGCUGAUGCCAAAGCAAGGUUACGUGAGGAAAAGCUAGUGAAAGGAUUUGAUGACCAGCCGAAGAUGAACUCGAAUCUUCCGUGUGCUUUUGAGAUGGUUCUGCGGACAGGACGAAGGGGAGACAGGACGCAGCGUCGCUUGACGACAUCUCACGCGGGGACUGAGUGGUACUGGCUACGCAUGGCGAUGCAAAAGGCAGCCGCCGUCAAGGGGGGCGCUAAGAACGUGAAGAGCGGUACGGCCCAUGGUAGUCAUAGCCUGUGGCAGGCUGUGGCUCUAGCCUGCUCUAGCUGCAUAAGCUCC
Messenger RNA from Chlamydomonas reinhardtii, 4775 nucleotides. RefSeq lists its product as uncharacterized. NCBI's taxonomy places the organism in Eukaryota, Viridiplantae, Chlorophyta, Chlorophyceae, Chlamydomonadales, Chlamydomonadaceae. The transcript has 9 exons. The coding region runs from base 111 to 4046 and encodes 1311 amino acids. The record is from RefSeq and is a predicted model, not a curated record.